AUGGGGGGGACGGGCGACCAGCCGAGCAGUCGCGAAGAAGCGCAGGCCGCUGCGUCGGGUCCUUCCAACGACGGCGUUCGUUCGGAAUCGAUUCCUGAUCGGCCUCGUCGCUCAGCUGCGACUGCGGCAGGUGCGGCAAUUUCUCGCCUCUUUGCCCCCGCCCCUCCAGGGUCGCGGCGGGGGCGUGACGGUCUGUUCCACAUCACGCGACGUCGUGCGCCGAGACAAGCGUCUUCGACCGGUGGCCGGUCGACAGUCCGGCUCAGUCGAGAAGGUAGCUCCGCCAGGGGAACAAGGACAGAGUCGCGAAGUGGGCGAAAACGACGCGGGUCGGCGUCUGCGCGUGUCGGGGGCUCACGCGAGGGGUCCGGCGCAGGCUCGGAGACAGGAAAGCGUUCGAGAACUGGGACAGAAGCGACGUCCACCGCCUCCAGAGGACUCCGCGGAGUGGAGUCGGAUCCUCACGGGCCAGCGCAAGAGAGCUCCCCGGCGGCAGGCGUCAGUUCUGCUCCGCGGCCAUUGCAGCCCGUUCACAGCGCCGAGCCGCCGCCAGAACGGAGCGAGGAACUCUCUGCUGCGGGCCUGCCGCGCAGCUCUUCAAGACAGGCACAGCCUGCAGGGCCAGGAGGCAGAGUGAGUCAGCUAGGAGCUGCACUGACUGGAAUCGCAAAGGCACUUCGAGGGCUCGAGAACCCCAGCGCGCCGGCGCCCGGAAGCACGGGGAGCAAACCUCCGGGUUGUUGGGGCUUUUUCUGUAUGGGCUGGGGGCAGCCUCCCGCGGGCUUUUCACUUCCGAUGGCCCAGUCGCCUGGAUGUGCCGGUGUCCCGCCUGCCUACACGCCAGUGGACGUUUCCGGCGGAGCGUCCGGGAGCCCCGACCCGAUGGUCCUUUCGGCGGAAUUCGUGCCAGGAACGCCCGCCGGAACUGUAGCUGUCCUGCCGCCGGCUGUGCGAGCAGCCGUUCCCGCGCCGUCAGUGUCCGUGGCGCCGGUUCCAGGAGCGCCCGUGCCGCUCUCGUUGGUGGCAUCCGUGCCUGCGCCGUCGAUUCCGUGCGCCACGAUGGCGUCCCCUGCGGCGUGUGCACCUUCGCGAGCCAGAGCAGUUUCAUCAGACAGACCGUAUUUGUCUCUGGGUUCAGCCACUCUCCUGGCCGGGACACACCACGCUGCCGGCGUGGAUGCCGGCCGCUGGAAUUCAGGACGCACGCGGGGGGCACCUUCUCCUUCAACUUCGAGCACCAGACACGGGCAAAGAGUGACGUGUGACUGGAGAGACAGGAACACUUUGCCCGCCCCAAAGCUUGUUGAUGAAGAACUUUUAAGAAUCGUGUAG
Messenger RNA from Neospora caninum, 1332 nucleotides. RefSeq lists its product as hypothetical. The record is from RefSeq and is a predicted model, not a curated record. The transcript has a single exon. NCBI's taxonomy places the organism in Eukaryota, Apicomplexa, Conoidasida, Eucoccidiorida, Sarcocystidae. Bases 1 to 1332 code for a protein of 443 amino acids.